CACAGUUUUAAAUGUUAAGAACAAAUCCCUUUCAGAUUUAUUUUGUUAACACACAGGUAGUUUAUUGUGAACUCUCUUGGCCUCUGGACCUCAUUUUGCAUAACAGCAAAGCAGAAAACAAUGUGGCAUUUGAAAAAACAUAAAACACAACUAAGAAUUUCUAAAAAUGUGAAGUUUUUGCUCGUACAUAAAGUAAUUUUGUCUGAAUCGUUUGAUAUACAGAAAUGUCACCUUCUGUAGCAUAUUUAUGUAUACACCUGAAAUAUUGAUAGGGAUUACUCUGUGAGACUCUCCUGCCCCUUGAAUACCAGUUUAGCCAUCCCAUUUAUUUAAGAAUAUAUUAAGUUGUAUUACAUGGCACCUUUCUAAAACUUUCAUUAAGGAUGCAGCUUUAUCUGUUGUCCAAUACGGUAUAAUUUAUUAAGCACUCCUACGUGAAAAGGAGAUAGAUGCCUCAUAAAACGGACAGGUUUUUGUUGAUUUACUUAGAAUCUUAUGUUUGAAGAGAAAAUGCACAUAUGUAUUUCUAAGAAAUAUAUUGAGUGACAGCAUCUGACUUUAUGUUCCAUGCUAUCAAAUGAUCUUAAAUAUAGGAUAAGUCAUUUGAAAUGAAAUAGAUUGAGCCCUUGUUUUCAAAACCACCAUGAAGCUAGCAUAAUUUUAUUAAUCACUAAUAAAAAGUCAGUUGUACAAUUACAAGUAAAUGAUAUGAUAAGUAAUUUGCUAAAUGUUUAUAUGUGAUUGAUCUUAUUUUUACCAUAUUUAGGAAGCAGUCAUGUUUCAUGAGUCCUCAAAACUGAGACAAGAGAAUGUAGUAGAGUGAGGCCAGAAGUCCUUACUGGUUCAAAGAACUCCGGGGAAACUGGGAUAGAACAUUUUACAUUAUAAGUAGAACCCUGGGAGCCAGAGGUGAAUACAAGUUUAUCUGCAGAGCUCCGCUGCAGGGCUGAUCUGGGUCUGGAAGAAAUGGAUGAGAGCCAGUGGAUGAAAUUCACUAAUACUAGACAUCUGAGUCCUCUAAUAUUGGUGAAUGAGCUUUGCUAAGUAUGGAUUCAGGUGGUGGAAGUCUUGGAUUGCACACGCCAGACUCUAGAAUGGCCCAUACCAUGAUUAUGCAAGAUUUUGUGGCUGGAAUGGCUGGUACUGCACAUAUCGAUGGAGACCAUAUCGUUGUUUCAGUUCCUGAAGCUGUAUUAGUUUCUGAUGUUGUCACAGAUGAUGGGAUAACUCUUGAUCAUGGCCUUGCAGCUGAAGUUGUCCAUGGACCUGACAUCAUCACAGAGACUGAUGUAGUAACAGAAGGUGUGAUUGUUCCUGAAGCAGUACUUGAAGCUGAUGUUGCCAUUGAAGAGGAUUUAGAGGAAGAUGAUGGUGAUCACAUCUUGACUUCUGAACUAAUUACAGAAACCGUUAGGGUGCCAGAGCAGGUUUUCGUGGCUGACCUUGUUACUGGUCCUAAUGGACACUUAGAACAUGUGGUCCAAGAUUGUGUUUCAGGAGUCGACUCUCCCACAAUGGUAUCAGAGGAGGUUCUUGUAACUAAUUCAGAUACAGAAACUGUGAUUCAAGCAGCUGGAGGUGUUCCUGGUUCUACAGUUACUAUAAAAACCGAAGAUGAUGAUGAUGAUGAUGUCAAGAGCACUUCUGAAGACUACUUAAUGAUAUCUUUGGAUGAUGUUGGAGAGAAAUUAGAGCAUAUGGGUAAUACACCAUUAAAAAUUGGCAGUGAUGGUUCACAAGAAGAUGUUAAAGAAGAUGGGUUUGGUUCAGAAGUAAUAAAAGUGUAUAUAUUUAAAGCGGAGGCUGAAGAUGAUGUUGAAAUAGGUGGAACAGAAAUUGUCACAGAGAGUGAAUACACCAGUGGACAUUCAGUAGCUGGAGUGCUUGACCAGAGCCGAAUGCAGCGGGAGAAGAUGGUUUACAUGGCAGUUAAAGAUUCUUCUCAAGAAGAAGAUGAUAUCAGUUGCGCUGAAAUAGCAGAUGAAGUUUACAUGGAAGUCAUUGUAGGGGAAGAGGAAGGAACUUCUCUCCCUGAGAUUCAGCUUGAGGACUCUGAUGUUAAUAAAACAGUUGUCCCUGUUGUCUGGGCUGCGGCAUAUGGAGAUGAAAGAAGAGUCUCCCGAAGAUAUGAAGAUUGUCAAGCAUCAGGAAAUACUUUGGACUCAGCAUUAGAAAGCAGAAGUAGUACAGCAGCACAGUACCUUCAAAUUUGUGACAGCAUUAAUACAAAUAAAGUACUUAAACAAAAAGCCAAGAAGAGGAGAAGGGGAGAAACCAGGCAGUGGCAAACAGCUGUUAUAAUAGGUCCUGAUGGACAGCCCCUCACAGUGUACCCUUGCCAUAUUUGCACAAAAAAGUUUAAAUCCAGGGGAUUCUUAAAAAGACACAUGAAGAAUCAUCCUGAUCAUUUAAUGAGAAAAAAAUAUCAGUGUACAGAUUGUGACUUUACAACUAACAAGAAAGUGAGUUUCCAUAACCACUUAGAAAGCCAUAAGCUUAUAAACAAAGUCGACAAAACCCAUGAAUUUACAGAAUACACACGAAGAUACAGAGAGGCUAGUCCACUGAGUUCCAAUAAACUUAUUUUAAGAGACAAGGAGCCGAAGAUGCACAAGUGCAAAUACUGUGACUAUGAAACUGCAGAACAAGGACUGUUAAACAGACAUUUGUUGGCCGUUCACAGCAAGAAUUUUCCUCAUGUUUGUGUUGAGUGUGGGAAGGGUUUUCGACAUCCUUCUGAACUCAAGAAACAUAUGAGAACCCAUACUGGUGAGAAGCCAUAUCAGUGUCAGUAUUGUAUUUUCAGGUGUGCAGAUCAAUCAAAUCUGAAAACUCACAUUAAGUCUAAACAUGGUAACAAUUUGCCAUACAAAUGUGAGCAUUGUCCCCAAGCAUUUGGUGAUGAGAGGGAGCUUCAGCGUCAUCUGGAUUUGUUUCAAGGACAUAAGACACACCAGUGUCCUCAUUGUGACCAUAAGAGCACCAAUUCAAGUGACCUUAAGCGGCACAUCAUAUCUGUUCAUACUAAGGAUUUUCCUCACAAAUGUGAGGUCUGUGAUAAAGGUUUUCAUCGUCCUUCUGAGCUCAAAAAGCAUAGUGAUAUCCAUAAGGGUAGGAAGAUUCAUCAGUGUAGGCACUGUGACUUUAAAACAUCCGAUCCAUUUAUUCUUAGUGGCCAUAUCCUUUCAGUUCAUACUAAAGAUCAGCCAUUGAAAUGUAAAAGGUGCAAGAGAGGAUUCAGACAACAAAAUGAGCUCAAAAAACAUAUGAAGACCCAUACUGGAAGGAAGAUUUACCAAUGUGAGUAUUGUGAAUACAGCACUACAGAUGCAUCUGGCUUUAAACGACAUGUGAUAUCGAUACAUACAAAAGACUAUCCACACAGGUGUGAAUUCUGCAAGAAGGGAUUCCGAAGACCAUCAGAAAAAAAUCAGCAUAUUAUGAGGCACCACAAAGAGGCUCUUAUGUAAUAAGAUCAAUAUAAAGAAAGAAGCUAUUUAGGAGAUAUGAUAUGCUACUUGGGAGAAAACUCUCACUAACUGUCUCACCAGGUUUCAAAGCUUGAUACUAAACCAUGACUUUACAUUCUUUGUGUUAAAGAUCUUAAAAUAUUUGAAUUCAUGGGGGAUCCCAUAGCCCUUUGAAAAUUACUUAAAGAAUUUAAGAAGCACUAUAGAAUGGUCACAGAAAAACUUCUUAAGUAUCUAUGUAAUAGUAUUAUAUGCAUACUUAAACUACAGAGGGGAAAAGCAAAGACAAAUACUUUAUUUGGCUGAUUAUGUUAGAUACAAAUGUUUCUGAAAGGAGAAUACAUAAUUGAGUUUAGCGAUGCUUUGCUAUAGCAAGCAAACCCACUUUUAUGCAAUUUUAGAAAUGGGGCGGGGAGACAAAAUGUGGUCAUUCAUCAGUCACUUAGUCAUUGAGCCUUUUAUAUUGUACCUGGAAAUUAAAUUCCAGAAACAACAAAAGUUUUGUGUAUUCAUUAAAAGAAAACUAACUGGAAAGCAGGUUAGAUUAAUUCAGUACUAUUAAAGAAUUCAGAGCUGUUAAUAUUUUAUCACAGGAUAGGAUACUUAAAAUAUAGCAUUCUGUGCUGAGGUCUAAGGUGAAGUCUAUAAAGUUCCCUUUUUUUCUGAUCUUCAAGUUGAUUGUUGUUCAGUAUGGCAUAUAUGACAAAAGUAUAUUUGAGUCAAAUGUGGCUUUCGAAAAUGGAUGCAACAUUAGCAUUGCAAACAAAAUCAGCACUAUAUUUCUUAAUGAUCUAAAGAUUAAACUGAGAGAACACAGUUUUCUUAAAUAUUAUAAUGUCUAGAGUUUUUUUGAGGACAGUCUUAGCAAGUAUGAUUGUUCUAGUCUUACUUGCUCUAAUGUUUAAAGGUGCAAUUUUAUGCCAUUAUUGAAAUUGAUUUUUAAAAUCUAUAUACCAUAUUAUUAACAUGCAUUUUCAAUACGAGGCAGUGUUUAUGCAGUAUUUAAACAGAGCAAUAUGCUGCCAAUAGAGUUUGGAGGUGGAUAUUUAGUUUACAGUGUAUAAACUUAAAAUAUGCAUCCCUUUAACAACGCUUUGUGUUAGCAUGCUGCAAAUCAAAAUGGCACUUAAUAUUAAAAACUGGUUUAGGGAAAUUUUAUGAAAAUCCUGUUCAUAAAUGUAAUGCAUAUGAUAUGUACUUUUAAGUUUUAGUUGCUUCAUGUUUACAGCUGUUCAGCUGUUCAACAUAAUUAAAAUGUAAUUUUACUUCAUGCUAUAUUGUGGCUUUGUGUUUCAAACAAUGUUCACCUUUCUGUUUUUGCACCAGAUAAGAAUCAGUUCCUUGAGAAUAAAUUUUUUAUCUUUCUUAACUUCAGAAUAUUAAAAUUGGAAUAUCUACUAAAAUUCUGUGUUAUGUGGCUGUAAAUGAUGUACACGCUGUAAAAUAAGAUCGCUACUGUUAUGUGGGUUUAUUAUUUCUAAAUGUUACUCAUUGAAAUGAGCAUACAAUAAAAAGCAUUUAUUGCACUU
Piliocolobus tephrosceles (Ugandan red Colobus) is the source of this 4999-nucleotide messenger RNA. It is a transcript of the gene ZNF711, whose product is annotated as ZFX family zinc finger ZNF711. Gene Ontology annotation, biological process: regulation of DNA-templated transcription. The transcript has 9 exons. Gene Ontology annotation, cellular component: nucleus. The record is from RefSeq and is a predicted model, not a curated record. Gene Ontology annotation, molecular function: metal ion binding; DNA binding. NCBI's taxonomy places the organism in Eukaryota, Metazoa, Chordata, Mammalia, Primates, Cercopithecidae. The coding region runs from base 1047 to 3470 and encodes 807 amino acids.